Erythranthe guttata (spotted monkey flower) is the source of this 2578-nucleotide messenger RNA. RefSeq names its product putative galactinol--sucrose galactosyltransferase 6. The record is from RefSeq and is a predicted model, not a curated record. Lineage: Eukaryota; Viridiplantae; Streptophyta; Magnoliopsida; Lamiales; Phrymaceae.
CUUUGCUCAACUACUCCUUUUCUUCCCACAUUUUCCUUUGCCUAAAGGGGGUAGCAGAGAGAGAAAGCAUUAUCCAUGACGAUCAAGCCAACAGUUCGAAUUGCGGGGCGUAAGCUGGUGGUGAAGGAGCGUACCAUACUCACCGACGUGCCGGAAAAUGUGGUGGCCACCUCCGGCGAGGCGGUGGAGGGCGUGUUUCUGGGGGCUGUUUUCGACGAAGAGAGCUGCCGGCACGUGGUCCGACUCGGGAAACUGCAGGACGUCCGGUUCUUGGCUUGUUUCCGGUUCAAGUUGUGGUGGAUGGCUCAAAAAAUGGGUGAAAAUGGCCGCGACGUACCGUUGGAGACUCAGUUCUUGCUUGUCGAAGCUAAAGAAGAUCAUCAAGAUGAGGAAAACAUUGCCUACACGGUGUUUCUGCCUCUAAUCGAAGGCCCCUUCAAAGCUUGUCUUCAGGGGAACGAUGGAGACGAGCUCGAGUUGUGUUUGGAGAGUGGGGAUAACGAUACUCUGGCGUCGGCUUUCACCCACUCCGUCUACAUUAGCUCCGGUUCGGAUCCGUUCGCUACUAUACACGAGGCGAUGAAGGCUGUUAAAAUGCACCUCGGGACGUUUAAGCUGAGGGACGAGAAGAAAUUGCCGGAUAUUGUCGACUACUUCGGGUGGUGCACAUGGGAUGCUUUCUAUCAGGAGGUGACUCAACAAGGGGUGGAAGCCGGCCUCGAGAGCCUCACCUCUGGCGGCGCUCCACCCAAAUUCGUCAUCAUCGACGACGGCUGGCAGUCGGUCGCCGGCGAUGAAGAAAAACAACAACAACAACAACAAGAGCUCGGUCAGCCUCAACUACUGAGGUUGACCGGAGUGAAAGAGAACGCGAAAUUCCAAACGGAGGACCCAAAAAUUGGGAUCGAGAAUAUCGUGAAAAUCGCGAAAGAGAAGUACGGGUUGAAAAGCGUGUACGUGUGGCACGCAAUCACAGGGUAUUGGGGUGGGGUGAGGCCCGGCGUGAAGGAGAUGGGGGAGUACGAUUCGGCCAUGCAAUACCCGAAGGUGUGCAAUGGUGUGAUGGAGAACGAGCCCGGUUGGAAGACCGACGCACUAGCGGUGCAGGGUUUGGGUUUGGUGAAUCCGAAGAACGUGUACAAAUUCUACAACGAGUUGCAUAGCUAUUUGAGGUCGGCCGGUGUCGACGGGGUCAAAGUAGACGCGCAGUGCAUAUUGGAGACACUUGGGGCUGGUCUUGGUGGCAGAGUUGAGCUAACCAAGCAGUAUCAUCUAGCUCUCGAUGCAUCUGUCGCCAGAAAUUUCGCGGACAACGGGUGCAUCGCCUGCAUGAGCCACAAUCUCGAGUCACUUUACUGCUCAAAGCAAACAGCUAUAGUGAGAGCAUCGGAUGAUUUCUUCCCACGAGACCCUGUGUCGCACACGAUCCACAUUGCGGCCGUUGCGUACAACACCGUGUUCCUAGGAGAAGUAAUGCAGCCCGAUUGGGACAUGUUCCAUUCCGUCCAUCCCGCGGCAGAGUACCACGGAUCGGCCAGAGCUCUUAGUGGUGGAUCUGUCUACGUUAGCGAUAAACCAGGGAAGCAUAAUUUCGAACUACUGAGGAAGCUUGUUCUUCCCGAUGGCACCAUCCUCCGGGCCCGCUUUCCCGGUCGACCUACUAAGGACUGCCUAUUUUCCGAUCCUACUCGUGAUGGUGUUAGUCUGUUGAAGAUAUGGAACAUGAACAAGUACAGUGGAGUACUAGGAGUGUACAACUGUCAGGGCGCGUCGUGGAAUAGUGUCGAGAGGAAGAACACUUUCCACCAAGCAACAAUAUCGACUGAACCGAUAACCGGAUACAUCAAGGGUGGUGACGUCCAUCUCAUUUCCGAGACCGCCCUCGACGCAAACUGGGAUGGGAAAGUGGCUCUCUACUCCUACAUGAAAGGCAGCAUCACCAUUCUGCCAUACGAUGUUGCCAUUCCCGUUUCUCUAAAGGUCCUCGAGCACGAGAUUCUUACAAUCACACCCGUUAAGAUAUUGGCACCCAGUUCGAGGUUCGCCCCGCUCGGACUUAUUGACAUGUUUAAUGGUGGUGGAGCAAUACAAGGGCUGAAAUAUGAAGAGGGAGAGAAUGGUGUUGUUUACUUAGAGGUGAAGGGUUGUGGGCGUUUUGGCGCGUACUCGUUGACCAAGCCUAAAAAAUGCACAAUCGGAUCGUCUGCGGUCGACUUUGAGUAUGAUUCGGCCUCCGGUUUAUUGACCUUAAACUUGGAAGAGAUGCCUCUUGAGCAUCAGAAAGUUCACUAUAUUGUGAUUGAAUUAUGAACUUAUUGUCAUUGCAAGGCUAGAUUAUGAUGCUAUAAAUUAUCAUAAGGGCUUUUGUUUUUUUGGAAAAUGUAAUAAUAUUGGUUGCUUCCCUUUGUUGUCGACAUUCGGUCGGUUUGGUGUGUUUCGUGGUUGAACUUGUGAGAACACCAACCUUGCUUGUAAGAUGUAACCGCAAUUCAUAGUAUUGAUGCUUGGAAGAAUCUCGUUGUAGUAGUACUAUCCCAGUUCAUAUGUAUUGGAUCAUCAUAAACUUCUUUCGCACAUU